AUGGCCUCAGGCGCUGAACCGAAAGAGCUGGCGACCGACAUGAAUGCGUUGCCUCAAGUGGAAGACAGAUUACAUCCGCUGGACGGCGGUGAGCUCGACUCGGUCUCUGACGAUGAACUUGGUCGCCUUUUCUGGACGGCACCUAUCUUAUACCAAGCUCACGGUAACAAGGUUGUGCGAAUCUCCCAGAGUCUGGUUUUGAAAGGUGGCGGCACGGUGUCCCAGGGCGAGGGCGAAACGCAGCGCUUCGCUGCAGUCUGUGGAUUUCCGGUUCCUACGGUCCACCGCGUCUUUUCCCUGAUUGGGGUGUACCCUAAUUGGCCAGAGGAAGAGAGCUGGUUCAUAGUCAUGGAUUUCGUGCCUGGAAUUCUGCUUGAGAAGGCUUGGCCAGACUUGGAUACCGACACACGCGAGUUCGUGGCAGCCAAGGUGGCCGAGAUGAUCGACCGGAUGCAGUCUCUCAAAAUAUUCGACAUGCCUCCUGGCCCUGUAGACUAUGAAGAGGACAAGCCAUGGCAAGGCCCGUAUUUCACGCUAUAUGGGACCGGGCCUUUCCCAACUCUUCAAGACAUGGAAGACUGGUACAACCACAAACUAGACGUUUGCAUACGACUCAAACAGACUAGAAAUGAGACUCGAAGAUUCUCAUUCACGGAGGUGGUCCUGACGCACCAAGACAUUGCGCCCGAAAAUCUCAUUCUGCGACAAGAAACCGGGGACCUUUGCCUCAUCAACUUUGAAUUCGGAGGCAUAUAUCCAGUAGGAUUCGAACAAGCUGGUUUAGCGAGUGGGGGCCUUGGGAAAUGGAAUGAGGAGUUCCGAAAAAUGGUCUUGCCGAAGCUGUCAUAUCAAGGAGAAAAGGAACUGAAACAAUUAAAAGCUAUCAUGUAUGGACUGACGACAGGCGUAUUGUUGUAG
Molecule: messenger RNA, 918 nt
Organism: Colletotrichum gloeosporioides
Lineage: Eukaryota; Fungi; Ascomycota; Sordariomycetes; Glomerellales; Glomerellaceae
Exons: 1
Coding region: 1-918 (305 amino acids)
Source: RefSeq, a predicted model, not a curated record